This is a messenger RNA of Pyricularia pennisetigena, 1726 nucleotides long. RefSeq lists its product as uncharacterized. The record is from RefSeq and is a predicted model, not a curated record. The transcript has 2 exons. NCBI's taxonomy places the organism in Eukaryota, Fungi, Ascomycota, Sordariomycetes, Magnaporthales, Pyriculariaceae. Bases 35 to 1726 code for a protein of 563 amino acids.
AUGGCGUAGUCAGUAUCUCUGCGACUUUAUUGUCAUGACAAAGAACCGUGUAGGCUACACGAUGCUUCCUAAAGUCGACAUCAGAGAGGCUGCCCGCCCAUCUCCCCACGUCGAGGCCCGAGGGAGCAACCUCCCCAAGCUGCCGUCCAAAAUACAAUUCCACCGCGGAACCUACACUGGCGCCCUCAUCUUCAAUCUUGCUUCCUUCAUCCUCCCUGCCCUGUACGGCACCCUGUCGAAACUAUGGGUCGCCAACAUCGAUUCCUCCCUGGUCGUCACAACAGACGCGUACACCUACAUCGGCGUAGUCGCAGAGACCCUCAACGAAGGCCUCCCACGAGCGGCCUGGGUCAUCAUCGGUGACCAUGCCUCUCGCACCCUCUCACAGCGGCUCCAGUUCUCAAACACGCUCAUUCUCUUCCAGGCCUUCCUGGGUCUCAUAAUGAGCCUGGCAUUUGUGGGAGGGGCGAGGGGUUUCGCCGAUGGCUUCGUGCCCAUCGAGGUCCGCGAGGCAAGCAUCACAUAUGUGCGGAUCGGGGCGUUCAGCGCAUUCAGCUCUUCAAUUGAGACGGCUGUUGCGUCGGCUACCAGGGCGCUCGACCGACCUGACGUCCCACUAAUCAUGAACUCGGUCAAAUUUGCUGUCAACAUCAUCUUGGACCUGCUGCUCAUCUCUAAGAUCCACGUUGGCUCCCAUGAGCCCACAGUCAACAUGCAAGCAGGUAUUCAGCUUGCCUGCAACCUGACAUCUGCAUUUAUCGGCCUGGCAUACUUUCUUUGGAGGAAUACGGUUCAAUACCAAAAGGAAAGAGGAAACACUCCACAGGAGUGGACUACAACGAAGCCCCACUCCCGCGCACUCCUAAUCUUGCUCCGUCCCGGCGUCCUGACUUUCAUCGAGUCAGCAAUCCGCAACGCACUUUAUCUCUGGCUGGUAAGCAACAUCGUAUCAAUGGGUUCGACAUAUGCGACAGCAUGGGGCGUUUUCAACACGAUACGGUGGGGCCUUGUCAUGGUUCCGGUGCAGGCCCUUGAGCAGACCUCGCUUGCAUUGGUGGGCCACGCAUGGGGUGACUGGCGUCGAGAAAUCGGAGUCCAGAUUCGCCGUCCAAAGGCCACCAAGCAGGCCAUCUUCAAAUUCACCCGGCCAGCUCUCAUCUCCCUCGCCGUUGCUGUCGCCAUCGAGGUCCCUGUCUGUCUGUUCCUUACAUAUUUUGGCGCUCGUCCUUUCGCCCGAUACCUCAGCGGCUCUGAUGAUGUUGCAGACGUGACGGCGAUGAUGUGGCGUACAAUUGACUGGUGCUACAUCUUCUACGCCGUGUCUACCAUUCUAGCGACGAUCUUGUUAGCAACGCGACCAAGAUGGUACCUUCUGCAAAGUCUAAUGAGCAAUAUGCUUUACGUGUUGCCUUGGGCUAUUGUAUGCCAGACAGCUAGCUUGUCGGCUGAUAAGGCCUGGACGUAUCACAGUCUUGUUUUUGGCGGAAGUCUUGUGUUUAGCUUCGUCGAUAUUUGUGUCAUAGAUUGCCUCUGGAUUUGGACCUUGAUGACAGGCAGAAUGAGGCUAGAGAGAAACCUAUUUAUUCCAUAUCUAACUCCGCUGCUCUGUACCAUUCUCGUACCUGAUCAUCGGCCUAAUCCCAACUUUGCGGCUUCUCAAAUUCAGGCAAAUCAGAGGAAAGUGGUUUCGCACGUAACGGUGCUGGCUAGGUAUUUUCCGAGCUAG